AGCCGUAGCCAUACUUUUGUCGGCCUCAUGUCGGGGAGCAAGGGCUCGAAGUGCUGCCAUGACGUCCAGAUCCCCCGGCUGGGCAGCCUGGGCAGCGCUGCGGAAAGGGGCGACGACUCCUUCGCGGAGCUCCGGCGCUUGUGCAAGGAUGGCGGCAUUGACUGUGACACGAUCCACUACUCUGUGCCGAGGACCAACCAACUAGGCGAACAGCAGAGGAGUGGCAAGGUGACCUUCUUUGGUGAUGUGCAGUGGGUGAUCCAGGGGACUCCGGACCACGACAAGGUGCAGCAGGUGAUUGAUGCUUCCAGCGUGCGCUACGGCUUUGAAGCCGGCACAACGGCUCCGCCUGGAGAUGAUAACGCGCACGGCGAGAUGGUCGCCUUCAACAGCCAGGCGUAUGUGAAGUCUACGCGGACCGGCAGCUCGGAGUUCUACAAGACGGUCUACGGACCGUACCUUCGGUGUGAGGCCGCUGGCUUCAUCGGACCUGCCGAUGCAGUGCCAGACCUGGUGGCCAGCACUACACUGGGAGGCAUGACCUGGACUUCGGCGGUGAACGACAUGUUUGAGAAUGUGCAGACUCGCUGCGGCGCGGUUGGGGCAGCCUUCGGCGGUAUGGUGCACUUCGAACGGUUGCAAGGUGUGGCCAUUGCGUUGCCCACGACAGCGCAUGAGAACAUCUUCGAGGCCAAAGAGAAGUAUUACCCCUUUGCCCCUCACGUGGAGCACAACGUGCAUUGCGUGGUGGUGGGCUUUGUCGCGGACAUGCGGGCGGCGGAGAAGAAGGGCGUCACCGGCUUGGACAAGGUCUUGUACAAAGGUGCCUCCGGUAGCGCUGGAGGAGGGGCCGACAGCUCCUUGACCCUCCACACGCACUUGGUGACGUUGAGGCGGAGCUGUCGCGCGCAGACCGCCCAGGCGGUGCAGCCACAGGACGUGAAGGAGGUUUACCACCUGGACUCCUCCAGCAUCGUGGCCAGCUUCAACUUGGAGAUGUGGCUGAUCGACCAGCCGCUGCAGGAGCAUCCCACGUUGCCAUCGGAUAGCAUGCCUCGAUCUAUGCCAUCUCCGACUCCUGCGAAAUGCAACUGCUCCGAGUGGGUGGUGAACGCCCUGGUUGACGCAGGGGUCACUCACAUCUUCGGCGGCCACGGGGGCGCAUUGGUGCCUCUGGUCAACGCGGUUUGCAAGCACCCAAAGGUAACCUGGAUCUGCAAUCGCAACGAAGCGAACUCGUCCCUCAUGGCAGCGGCCCACGCGAAGCUCACAGGAAACCUUGGCGUUUGCAUCGCCACCUCUGGGCCGGGGGCGGCCAACUUGACCACCGGCCUGCUGGAUGGGCUGCAGGAUCAGUGCCCCAUGAUCGCCAUCACCGGGCUGAAGCCGCGGGCAGGCAUCGGCUACAGUGAGUUCCAGGACCUCCAGCAGAGCCGACUCUUCGCCGGGGGCGGCCUCCCCAUGAGCCUCGACGUCCACAGCCCGGACGCUCUCAUCCCGCUGCUCCGGGAUGCUGUGGCCAAGGCGCUGACGCUGCGGACCUGCGUGCACCUGGCGGUGCCGGUGGAUGUGCAAGCAGCUGACAGCCCUGUGCCUUUGAAGCCCUUCUGUGCCGCAGACGCGCGGGAUGAGCUGACGCUGGCAGACUCUCACUCGUACCUCAUUCGCAACGUGGCCUCGGAGCUGAGUGCCGCCGUGGACCGCGGCAGCGGGCGGGUGGUGAUCGCGGUGGGGCACCGCGCAGUGGACGCAGGGGAAGAGAUCCUACAACUGGCGGAGCGCCUGAGUGCCCCAGUGCUCACACGGCUGGAUGCGAAGGGCUGCGUGGAUGAAUCCCAUCCCUUGGCAUUCGGGGUCAUCGGAGUGCACGGCAAGUCUGGGCUGGAGAAAGCAACGCGGAUCAUAGAAACCGCCCAGCUGGUGAUCUCCAUCGGGAACCACGACGACACCCUGUUGCUUUGCAACCGCGCGGGUCUGCAGAUUCGGCCCGUGAUCAAGUUCGAGCCCGACGCCAUGUGCCUCAGGAUCAACGCCAGGUACCGCGCCUUGUACGACGUGGUGGGCGAUGUGAAGUACAUGAUUAAGCGCUUGCUCGAGGCCAUGAAAGCCUCGCAGAGUCUGGCGGAGUCCCCGUCUCUGGCGGAGUCCUGGGCGCGAGAGCUCGCGUACAGUGGCAUGGAUAUGACCAGCCCACCGGAUGCGGCCACCUUGCAUUUGGUCUCUGGGGCGAAGCAGGCAAAGCUGGAGAUUCCGGAAGAGCACAAGAAGCUAUGGGACUGCGUGCGCGAUGGGAACUUCCGGAAAGCUUCGAAGCAAUGCAACCGCUUCAGAUGUCUCAGCAAAGUUGCCAGCGGCUUUGCGCAUCCUGCAACAGUUAUGGAGGAGAUGUCUUCGCGCAUGGGAGGGCAGGAUGUGCUCUGCGUGGACGUGGGCGAUGUCACCUUGUGGGCCAGCCUGUCCGCCUGCCUCACCAAGGGUCAGCGCACCCUCUCUUCAGAGCGGCUGGGCACCAUGGGCUAUGGCAUUUGUGCGGGCAUCGCCGCCUGCCUGGAGCGAGGUGCCAGCGGACGCGCUUGCGUGGUGCUUGGCGACGGGGGCGCGCAGAUGACCAUCAAUGAGCUGGGCACUGCACGGUACAUCUUUCAGCAGGCAGAGCACAAGCUGCUGUUGGUCAUCCUCGACAAUGCCACGCUUGGGCGGGUCGCCUUCGGAUUUGAGGGAGCCUUGGGAUGUGACCUGGGCCCAUCCCCGGACUUCGUGAUGCUCGCCAGGGCCUACGGAGGUGAUGGCAUCCAGGUCUCCAGCUGUGAUGAGUUGCCAGGUGCAAUGGACACCGCCUUCAAGUCCACGGGGAUCUUCGUGCUUCACGUCGUUACCGACCCGGAGCUCAAGGCAGAUAUGGCAACCUUCCAGGACACGUCCAUCAAUAUGAUGAACAGUGGCUGAAGGCGCUUGGAGUGUGGCUCAAUUAGUUUGAGCCCACAUCGGUCGGUGGGCUUGAAGUAUUAAGUAGUCUCUGGCGGUGGGUGAAUUCAACGGGGUUGGUUUCCAUUUCAAGCCGAAGGAACUCCAAAACCUAGGGCCUGGCUUCUAUUUGGGCGCGGGCUCCUCGCCUGGGAGCGAGAGCAUGCGGCUAAAAGCGUCGCAAGCGGAGACCGGCAGAAGCCGGAAGUUUAAGUGGACUGGCAAGCUGGGGAUA
Effrenium voratum is the source of this 3199-nucleotide messenger RNA. NCBI's taxonomy places the organism in Eukaryota, Dinophyceae, Suessiales, Symbiodiniaceae. The record is from the annotation of a GenBank genome assembly.